This is a messenger RNA of Volvox carteri f. nagariensis, 3730 nucleotides long. RefSeq lists its product as uncharacterized. Lineage: Eukaryota; Viridiplantae; Chlorophyta; Chlorophyceae; Chlamydomonadales; Volvocaceae. The transcript has 14 exons. The coding region runs from base 1 to 2907 and encodes 968 amino acids. The record is from RefSeq and is a predicted model, not a curated record. Gene Ontology annotation, molecular function: structural constituent of ribosome. Gene Ontology annotation, biological process: translation.
AUGUACGGCACCGCGACCCUGCCGCGGGGCUUGAGUGCCAAGGCAGCUACGAAGGGGAAGGGAGCCGCUGCAGCAGCACCUCCCCCUUCCGCUCCGGAACCCAAUGCGGACUCCGCUUCUUGGGUUCUUGCAUCUGCAGGUGCACGGUUACGGCGACGACGGCCCAGCCCAGAUCCCCUGACUCUCCUUACACCAGAGCAAAGACAGCUAGCGGAGGUGAUGGCGCAGAGGCCAGCUGCGCCAGAGGCGGUGGAGGCGCCUCAGACACCGACCCCUCUUCGCGGCUUGGGCCAGCUGGGUCUCCCCCUGGGCCCUGCGGAGGUUUCCUCGCUGCUGCACCAGUCUCUCAGCGGGGCUGUUGGUCAGAAUGUGCACUUCCAGCCGUUCGUCUUCUCCAACAUCUUUCAGAGCGCCUCCGCAGCUGCCACCUACGUAGCUGCGGCGCUGGAGGGCGGUGCCAACUGGGGCCGUGUGGAGCGGUUUUUCCUGGCAGCUGUGGAGGCGGAGGAUAACAACAUCGUGAGGGGUGUGAGGGUGGCGGUCAGCGGACGAAUGGGUCUCAAGGCCGACAUGGCUGCCACCAAGGUGUGGGAGUGGGGCGAGAUGUCACUGAGGGCCUUAUCUGACAGACUGGACUACGGAAUUGCAACCGCCAAUACGAGACUGGGGACACUAGGCGUCAAAGUGUGGAUCCGGUACAAAACUGGGGCCAUCAAGGACGUGUUCUUCCCGCCCACGGGAGGAUCGCACUACCGUGCCCCACCAGCUGCCGGUGCAGCACCUACGAUGAGCUUGAACGAGCUUUACAGCGUUGCCGCGUCGCGUACGGCACGUGUUGGGCUGCCGUACAAGUUCUCGUCUGUGGGUUGGUGGGAACGCACAGCGCCCGAGCAGCCCCUGGAGAACCGGCUUUCAGAGCUGUUCGUGGCGGGGUACAACCCGGCGGAAGGGGACCGCUUGGACCAUUACUUCCGCCGACGACGUGAGGAACGGCGGCGGUUUCGGAGCGUGGCGGAGCGGCUGUCGUACAUGGCAACAACUGGCAGGUUCUUGGCGAAGCAGCGCCGUCUGGCGAAGGUCCGUGCCGGGGGAGCGGGGCAGUCGCUGGUGGCUGGAGGAGAUGUGGUGGCUUUAGGUCGCCGGCCGAAUCGGUUGCUGGCGCGAUACCGGUUGGGCGCCUUAACGCGCAAGCUGCGUGCGGCAGUGGUUUUGCGGUUCAGGUUCUUGGCGAACCAGCGCCGUCUGGCGAAGGCGGUUGAAAAUGCCUCCACAAUCUCGUCCAGCCAGCUCACCCUGCUGAACCACCUGGGUACCUUGCCAUCUGUCGCGCGCAACUGGGACAGCCGUACAGCUGAGACAGAGCUGCGCAACGUUGACACCGCUACCUACGCGGAACUGGAGCUUAGCAGGAGCGAGCCUACCGCUGUACAACGCGAACUGGCAAAGCGGCAUGGCGUUGCACUGCCCGCCGGUGCCUCCCGCCUUGCCGCCUCGGCAACGCUGGCGACCGUGCUGCCGCCGUCCAUCCGCUCGCUCGCCGUCCUCUAUGGGGUCCUGGAUUACGACGGCGAUGUGGCCCCCAGCGACGCCGCCGCACGGCAGCUGAUCCGAAGUGUGGCAAAGGCACGACCCCAUGCGCAUUCGCUCGACACGGACUUGUCACCCGUAUCAAGCAGCCAGAUGAACGAGCUGUUCCACCGCCUAGGCUACAUUGGCAGGUUGCCCUACUCGUACGGCAGCGCGCAGCUGAUGGCGCUUUGUCUACGGACCAUUCUAGCGGACGUGGACGACGAGGCGCGACUUAGGCCGUUGCCCAGCCUGGAUUCCCGUCAGGCCGAUCUCAUCCGUUACCUGCGCUCGAGGCGGGCGGCCCCGGGCUCUACUCGCGGCAUGCCUGCCGUACUGGACGUGGAUCUGGCUGCUGAGCCGCCCGUCAGCCGCCUGGCUGCUGCUAGGAAUAUUCUGCAGGCGCUUAUGCUGUCUGCGGAGCUUCGAGACCGCUGCCUCAGGCCCAGGCCCGGACACUUGGCGGCGCUGCGUGCUGUCGGGUACGGUGGUUUCAGCUCGCUUCAGGCGCCGUCGGCAGCACCGUACCCGGACAGCAUAGCGCACGUAAAAGCAGUGCUACGAGUCUUGCGACGGGCGGAUACGGAAGCUGCUACGCCGGCCACGCGUACGGCGCUAAGGCACCUGGCGGAGUUGCGUCGUCGCACACCGGCGUCGUCCCACGCGGCUGCGGCUGCGCCGUGGGUUCGUGGCCGCGGCGGAGGCAGCCCUGCUGCUGCGCUGGGUCCUUGCCCCAGCCAGUUGGAGGUUCGCGCAGCCAUUGAAGAUCUCCCUGUUUCAGAGAUUUUGGUGGAGCGAUUGUUUGACCUGGGCUGGCCGGGCCCUAUGCCACCGACCCAUGGAUCAGCUCUGGCGCUGGAGGAUUAUCUGCUGCAACACAAAAGCACAACCGCAGCUAGCAUAUCAGCUUCCAGCCGACAUGCGCACCAAACAGCGGCGCUGCCCCCGCCGACAACGCACGCUGACGCAGCUGCUGCCGAGGGUGCUAGCUCUCGGGCGCAACUUCGCCGGCCUGGGCAAUACGGCACGCAUCACCAGCACCUGGGCACCUCGCACGACAGGCAUUCGCGACAGCAACCCUUCGUAUCGCGGCUUGGAUCCAACCCGGAGGAGGCCCUGAUCAAGAUCCAGAUCCGGGGCAUGUUCCCUGGCGCGGUUUCGGAGUGGUAUUUGCCAACGAUGUCAUACGAGGAGGCUGAGCACGUGCUGGGCUGCCUGAUGGCGGCGCGAGGUGUGGUUCUGGAGCAGGUUUCGGGUAAGUCGUACGACGAGUAUGUGGACCGUUGGUCUGAGGCUGAGGCGGAAGGGGAUUGGUGGGGCAUGGAGUGGCUUUGGCAUUGAAGUGUGGACCAGCAGCCAACAGGAACAGAGUAUCAGAGUGUAUGUGUCAGUGUGCGCGUUACAUCUCGAGAUGUGUUACCGUUAUCAAGGGGUUACAAGCUCAUACGAGCAGGCAGUAGGAAAAGUAGGAAGAGUCACCAUUAACAGGCACCACGAGUAUCAUGGCCACCGUCGAUGAUUUAAUUCAAGGUCGGGCACUGGUAGUACUGUGCGUGGUUGUCUAUGAAGCUUCGUAUACGUGGAGGCGACUGUAGCGAAAAGUGCAAUGGUGCUGGUGCAGUGUUGUCGUAUUUUCGCUGGUGCUGCUGAACAGGAAAGCUGGCAGGGGGGCGGAUGAUGGUAGAAAUUGGCGCAGGCGUGCUGACGACGUUGUGAAUAAGGUGGCUUGGGGAAUGAGAGGGAGAUCGUAAAAGCAGUGGUAUUAGUGUGGCUAUGGUUCCGGCGCUUUGCAAUUUUGGUUGGCUACUUCGUGGUGAACAUGCAGGCAUGCAUUUUAAUUAUGCUUUGCAUAGGAUUAUAUUUUGUUCCUGAGUAGUGGUUGCUUAGCAGCGAUUUUGUUGCGAUACGUGGUAACAAGUUACCGUGUGUCAGCACGCUGCCGUUAGUAUCCCUGACCAAGCUAUCCGUGUGGCGCAGUGAAGGUCUAGCGGUUACUGUCGUUGAGCGUCUCCUGAACAGAGGAUGCCGUUCUGCUGCAUUUGUUCAAAGCAGAACGGGAUCGGGUGCUCUCGGUGCGCUCUGGUUCAAAACAUGGAUACAGUGCUUGCUUCGCUCGUGAGUUCAAGUGGGUCUGAUAUCGCUGAUUUCUAAAGCGUAUCAGCCG